AAAGCUUGUUGAUUUUAAUUUUCAAGAAACACAAAAUAAGAUUAGAAAACCAAAUAUUAUUAUUAAAAUAGAUGAAUUACUAUUUGAGAAACUGAACAAAAAUAACUACUGGGAUAAUUUAUUAGAAUGUAUAAAAAAUACUGAAUACUUUGGAGAGAAUGAGGAAGAUGAAGAAGAAAGUAAUGAUAAAAAUAUAGAAGAAUAUAAUAAUAAAAAUAAAGAUAAUAAAGAGAAUAAUAAUCAUAAUAAGUAUGAUAAUAAUAAUAAAAAUAAAGAGAAUGAAGGUGUAAAAAAUGAAGGCAAAGAAAAUAAAAAAGAUGAGGAGAAUGAAGAUCAAGAAGAAUGGAAUGAGAAAGAAUAG
Messenger RNA from Dentiscutata heterogama, 361 nucleotides. NCBI's taxonomy places the organism in Eukaryota, Fungi, Glomeromycota, Glomeromycetes, Diversisporales, Gigasporaceae. The record is from the annotation of a GenBank genome assembly.